AUGGCGCCUCCUGCUGGCUCAAGAAUCCCCCAUCUUCGUCCGAUUGAGAAUGGCAAGCAGCUGGUGGUCCAUGGCCGACCAUUUCUGGUCUUGCCUGGAAUGCUUCAGCUAUCUUCAUCCUUCACCUCGCCGGAGUACACAUACACGGUGUGGCAAAAGCUCGUCGACGCUCAUGUCAACACGGUGCUAGGACGUGUGGCCUGGGAGGAAACCGAGCCAUUUGAGGGCCAUUUCCUUUUGGACAAACUUGACGAGGUCAUCUUGGGGGCUCGCAAGCAUGGUUUACAUCUUGUACUGCUCUGGUGUGGCUCAUUCCACGAGCUCAUUGGCGCAGGCGCGGCGCGAGCCUUUGCUCGUCUCAUGCGCCACUUGAAGGAAAUUGACAGCGAUCAUUCCACCACCUUGAUGGUUCAGGUAGAGAACGCCACCGCCUCCGCUGCAGCUGGAUUGCUUGCUGGGGAUUCCCGCGACACCUUUCCCGCCGCCGAGGAACGCUUCGCGCAACCCGUUUCAUCAGAGUUGGUGUCGUUUCUGACCAAUGACUGGGACCAUCUUCAAGCUGGGUUGCAGCGCACACUCGGUCAUUUCAAGUCUCAGUCCCGACCAUCAUUCUUCCCUAUGCCUCGAGAAUCGUGGGCGGAAGUUUUUGGCCGAGGCCCGCACACGGACGAGCUGUUCAUGGCCUACCACUCCGCUCUGUACUACCCUCUUCCAUUGUACACCCAGCUCUGGGAGAAAGCCGAAGUUGGAAAGGAUGAGAAGGACGACAUCCCCACCACUGUAACCGGGGAAGGAGGGACCUCACCUGUGGACUACCACUACCGGUUUUCUGGCGACCUCCUCGAUAUCUGGCAAUGGUUUGCACCUUCCUUGGACUUCGUGGCUCCCAGCCGCUGUCUUCUGGGGAAGCCCUAUGCGCGCGUCUGGGCCCAGCAUCGACACCACGCCCAGCCAUUGUUCCUCUCCGAGCCCCGUCACGACGAGAACAGUGCCGGCCGAAUAUGGACGGCCUGUGUAUCCUACCAAGCCCUAGGAGUCUCUCCGUUGGGGAUCGAUACGCUGGAGCCGGCCAUCAGCCCCUUCACCAAGCAUUACCGUCUCCUGUCCUCCAUCUCACAGACGGUCCUCCUAGCCCAACAGCUGCCCAGUUCAUCUGUCAAGUUUCACUUCGACGACGACAACGACGACGACCCGAUGACCGGUGAAAGGAAGAAGAACGAUCCUGUCAAUCAGCCAAUUGUGCGAGAGUAUGGAGACUACGAGAUCCAGAUUGAGCGCUGCCCAUCUACUGCUGACACUGCUGCUGAGAAGGGCCGCCCCCUCCUCCCAAGCUCGGGCAUGGUCAUCCACCGCGGUGGCGGCAACUUCCUUCUCAUUGGCUGGGGAUUCCGAGUCCAUGCGAAGGCCACGGGGGGCUCGAAGUCCAAAGCUCCCCCCAAAGCGGCGCAUUGCAGCAUCGAAUGGGUCUGGGAGAAGGCGGUUGCCAACCGGACCUCGGGGCGAUUAAGGCUCUUGCGCAGGAUCGACCACAGCGUCUCUAUGAUGAAUGGCUUCUUACAUUCGACGUGCCCGGGGAAAUGCUCGGCCUGCUUUGAUAUGCCUGCGGAGGUGAAUAUUGCCGAGGUUGAAUUCCGAUCAUUCUAA
Molecule: messenger RNA, 1644 nt
Organism: Aspergillus aculeatus ATCC 16872
Lineage: Eukaryota; Fungi; Ascomycota; Eurotiomycetes; Eurotiales; Aspergillaceae
Product: putative beta-galactosidase
Exons: 3
Coding region: 1-1644 (547 amino acids)
Source: RefSeq, a predicted model, not a curated record